AGCAUUCAUUUAAAUAAACGUAUAUCUUGUAUAUCUCUAUAUUCCUGAAAAGUUAUCAAUAAAAUCUCCAUAAAGUCGUGCACUUUCAACGCAGGCUGCCGGAGUCAAUGCACCUGCAAACUGCUGGCCACUUGAAAUGAUUGCAUCUAAGUGACAGGUGAGAUAAUCAUCCUCAUGGUCCUCUUCACCCGUCUCCCUCCUCCUUUUUCUCCUCCUCCUGAUAUACCGGCAUGUCCUCGCCUGUGGGAUGGAGUUACUCCUGCAUUGACUUUCAGUCUGGAUGCUGCUGCUCCGAUCCACUUGGAUGCCUCUCUUCAUGAAGGAGGGUCGUAUCUUUCCCACUUGAUCGCGCAGUCACCCAUUCCAGCCAUCCGAAGGGGAACUUUAAAGAGUUGAUUCGCGUUUUAACCUAAACAACAGAGCGCAGAGAAGCGGUUGGUGUUAGUCGCCUUGACCGACGGGAAGCAUGAAGUUCCAGAAGGCAGCGCGCGUCUUGGUUCUGGUGUUGGUGCUGCUGGUGCACGCGGAUCACCGCGGAGUGCAGGGGAAAGCGGCUCGGCUGGAGCGCUGGGUGAACGCUGGACUGCAGUACUUGAAGGUGCACCUGUGCCGCAAGGUGUCUUUACCGGAGAGCGAGUGCCGCAGGCUCGCUCAUCUCCACCCCAGCGGAAUAGCGGUGUAUACUUCAGAGCCUGUCUCUGGGAAAGUGCUCGCCAUCCUGCCCGACUCGCAUCCCGCGUUAAAAGCGAGUCAGAGCGCGGCUCCGUCGGCGGCUGAGCGCGGCUUCCAAGACGUGAGCGCGCAUGACGCCGUGCUCGUGCUGGACCCGAGUCCCGGAGAGAGCUUCGGCCACCCCGUGCUGCUCUUCUACCUGGACUUUAAUGUGUCUAAGAAAAAGUGUGCACACAUGGAGGGGAUUUAUCUGGGAGAGGAGUGCAUGACGCCAGCCCUGAAGACUCAAUGUCAGAACCAACUGAAGCGGAGAAGGAGCCGCAGCGACCGUACAAUGGACCGCACACUGAUUCGGAGGAGUGCAGUGUCCAGAGCAAGUCAUACAGAGCGUAGCAAUGGCUUCUGUGAGAUCCACUUCCUGCCCCGAGUGGUGGGAAUGAGGGACAGCAACCGAACGCAGCGCCUACACUGUGUGGAUCGUCUAGAGUUUGCUAGAUGCCCACAGCCUUUGCCCCUCACCAGUCCAAGUAUGCCCAUCUCUAGCUGUGAGCUCAAUAAAAACACACGUCGUUGCCACCAGCAACCUCUCACCACACAUCUCUCCUGUCGCCUCUACCAGACCUGUGAUCAUGCAGUACUGCUCUCAGGUGGCUGGCAGGAACAGAUCAUAUACCAACAUCAUGAGCAGAAUCUGCUCCUCUUCUACCAGAUGCUUAGAAACAAUGGUUUUCAUAAGGAUCACAUUAAAACAUUCUUUGCUGGAAAUGGACAGGUAGCAGCUAAAGAGACAGAAGGAAUGUAUCCAGCCACAGAAAAGGAAGUCAUCAGGAACCACAUCUCCUAUAUCUGUCGCAAGCAGCACUGUGCAGACACAUUUGUCCUUUACCUAAACAGCCCGACCCGCAAUGAUGGAACCAUGCUACUAUGGGACCGCAACAACAACGGCAUUGCAGAUCUAAAGGAGCGCUAUGCAGUAAGUGAGCUGCUGGCUGACCUUGCAGGCUGCAGGGCGAGUCGAGUGCUGCUCUUUGUUGAGCAGAGCUACACUGGAGUUCUUACCAAGAGACUAAAGGGCUCUCUCAAACACCUUAAUGUGGUUUUGCUCAAUGGCCUGCCAUGGGUGAACACGGCCCAGUUUUGGGCCUCUUUGCACCCAUCUCACUGCCUCAUCGACCACCUCAGUGAGAAUGCUGUAAUGCCUCAUGUGGGUGAUGGGAUAAGCCUGCUAAACGUUACUCUGUCUGGAGCUCCCUGUAACUCUACGCCACCGCUAUCAGAGGCUGAGAUGAAGAGGGAGUACAUGGGCUGUCAGAACUUGCCCACAGCACUGUGGCACAAGGGCCGUCAAAAGUCUUAAAACUGCGAGGAAAAACAGAGACCAUGAUUAUUCCUCUGGUGCAGCCACAUCAACUAUACUACCAGUAUCUAAUCUCAACUAGAGAAGGCUAGCUAUGCCAAACAGGACUUUUCGGUCACCCUAGUUUUUUACUCCAGCUUUCGAUCUUUGGUUGUAACACUAGAUUCAUGCAGUAACUUUAGAAAGCUGCUAGACAAGAAAAACAAUGUGUAUAAAUUAUUGUUGCUCAAAUACUGGUUAAACUGUCAUUAGCGCGAUCCAAUCUGUCUAAAAUGCUUGGACCCUGAAAAGAUGGUUGAACAGAAACAGCCUGCUGUGGAAGCCACAGGAGUCGUGUUAUGCAUUAUGUCUGCACUCUGAACCUCAGCCCUCCAUUCGAGGAGACAGCAUCCCAGUGUUUGGUUCCUCCAGUAUUUUUGUCUACCCCCUGGGAGGGUUCAACCAGCGGGCAGCUGUGCUCUUGCAUCUCUUCUAAUUCAGAGUGUCCUGUAAUGGGUCAGUGCUCACGCCACACCCGGGAGAUAAACCACAGUGACUAUGCCAGUUUGAAACUAUAGGACAAAUCUCCCUUGCAGUCACCAUGAAGCAAUUAGUCAUGAGAAGUGUACCUUUAGCAGUGUCCGCCCCAUCCAAGGCUACUGUGACUCUCUGUUUCAAAAAAGUUCGUGUUAACCUUUUUCUGUUCCCCAGCAGGCUGACCUGUAUCAGUGUUGGCCUGUGGGUCACAGACCACAAACUAGGAGGGGGGGGGGCAUAUAGCUGUCACACAGGUCUUGCUGUAAUUAAAGUAAAACCUUCAAUGAUUAAUCAAAGACAAAAUAAGUUAGGAAUAAUAAUAAAAACAACAACAACAAUUCAUUGGACCUUUUUACACAAAGGCCCGGACCAGGUUUGGCAUUAUAGUUUAGAUUAAGCUUAUCUGUAUACAUUAUGUAAUAAAAACCUGUUGUGAGAUCCAAGUGAGUUAUCAUAUACCCUCUUACCUCUUUCCUAUUUACAAACAUCCUUAAACCAUGUUCGGUGCAUGUUAGCUAAACAUAGCUUAAUAGACUACAAGCUGGUGUAAAACCUAGCCGAGUGAAGAAAUAUUUUUGUAUAGACCAGAAAUGUGUUCGUUCUGUAAAUGUCAUGUUGUGCUAAAUGUAACUUAAGGGGAUAAUAAAUGUCCUCAUCUCAACUGUUAUACUGUAGCUUGUGUGACCUUGUGUAAAUACUCAAAAUAAAU
Messenger RNA from Clarias gariepinus (North African catfish), 3254 nucleotides. RefSeq lists its product as uncharacterized. Bases 467 to 2029 code for a protein of 520 amino acids. The transcript has 7 exons. Lineage: Eukaryota; Metazoa; Chordata; Actinopteri; Siluriformes; Clariidae. The record is from RefSeq and is a predicted model, not a curated record.